AUGUUAGCUGCAUUUUUGGUCUUUUUUGCAAGAUCAAAAAUGAAAUUCCCUGAUAUUAUGAUGCACGAUGGAGCAGAUGAAUUGGGAAUCAAGCAUAUCAAGAAUAUUCGAAAAAUUAUCAACAAUAAAUGGGGAAUAAAUUACAAAAAAGAAUUUCUCAGAGCAUUCAACGAUGAUUACGAGGUUAACUAUGAAAUCAUUGCUAAUUUAUCGAAGCUUAAAUUCCCUCCUGCGUUAUAUGUUCUUGGAGAGAUGUAUUUAUACGGUAUAGAACCUGUUACUAUGAACAUUUCAAAAGCUUAUGAACUAUACAGUGAAGCUGCAAAGCUUGAUUUCCCUCAAGCUUAUGCACCAAUGGCAUUUAUCAAAAAAUUUGGACUUGAAGAGAAUUCUCAGCCAAAUAAAGUGUUUACAGAAAUUUCUGAUCAAUUGGGUAUACAUUUUAAUUCAUUUGAGUCUAUAUUUUCUGUAUAUUUUGAUUAUAUGAAUUUAUUCAAGAAAUAUGGCCGUAAUUUCCAUGAACAUGAAGCCAUCCUCUUAAAGGACUAUGUUCUUAACUUCCACGAGCAUUAUGUCAAUCCCACUUUUACAAAUUCAGGAUUUGACACAAAACUCGCUGAAAUCAAAUCACAAAAGAGACUCAACAAGUACAAAGCCAAAUACAAUGCAGAGCAAUCCCACCAGCAGCUCGCCAUGUCAUAUUUCAACGGAGAUUCCGGAUGCAAGAAAAAUUACACCAAAGCAGCUGAAUACGCCAGGAAACUAGGCGAGAACCAUACGCUUUACAAGACUGUCAGAGGUUUCGAGCUCUUAUCCAAAGGAGAUCCGAAGCAAGGUCGAAUGACUUUUAUUGACGGCUACCAAGCCAACGACCAGUUCUCUAAAUACUGCAACGCCGGUGCCUCUUACACCUACAAUGAUUUGGAUGACGUAUUUAAUAAAGAUCAAGGAAAAAUUUACAGUCUUGAGAAAAUCGAGAUUUACUUGAACAAUGUCAAGUCAGCAAACGAAAAAAUCUUCUCAGAUAUCAUGCUUUCCCUUGCUAAUACCCUUCCAAGUCUCGCCAGGACCAUGCUUGUGUACAGAUUUACAAUUUUGCCAACAAAAUACAAUAUGCCAGACCUUGCUGUUAAGGCAGGAAUGCAGCUAUGGGAUGAAGUCAAUCCCAACAUUCCGAACCAAAAUAUCGCCCUUGAAUGGUAUAAUGAAGGAAAAGCUGACUCCGCGAUCAUAUUGUUUAUGAGAAUCGCAAACUCAGGAUCAGCAAAUGCAGCUUCAAUUGCUUCCAAGCUCCUUUUGAACAAAAAUUUACCUGGCAAAGACCGAAAUUACACUUUAAAGACAGCUUCCAGGUUGCAUAGAUUUGCUGUAGCUGUUAAUGAUAAGUAUAGCAAGGACAAUGAGCUUUUUGAAUUGGCCAAAAAAUAUAAUUUGUCAAUUCAAAUGACAGAAGACGAAACAUUCAACAAAGUCCACUUGAGUUACGCUAAGAUAUCAAAGGUCGAUAAUCCUUACGACUUAGUUGUUUGGAAACUCGAAGGAAAUAUGAGAACCAAAUUAUUAAGUCUUCUUGUGAACAUGAAAGCCUUGUAUUUGGUAUUCCCGAACUUGGUUAAGACAACUAAACUCGUUCUCCUUUUGUUCCGUCAACUCAAGAUUUAUUCAGUGAUUAUUUUGAUCCUUUUGUGCUGGAGAAUCCAUUGGAUAGUCUUCUCUUUCUUGACAGAGAAAAGAAAAGCAUUGGAACUCGAACAAGCCAAGGAAGAGCAAAAUAAUUCAAAUUGA
Trichomonas vaginalis G3 is the source of this 1785-nucleotide messenger RNA. Its product is annotated as HCP-like family. Lineage: Eukaryota; Parabasalia; Trichomonadida; Trichomonadidae. The transcript has a single exon. Bases 1 to 1785 code for a protein of 594 amino acids. Gene Ontology annotation, molecular function: protein binding. The record is from RefSeq and is a predicted model, not a curated record.